CUUUUCUUUUAUUUUUUUAUUAUUAUUAUUUUACAAACCUGAAUAAAAAAUAAUUUAAGAAUGAGACUCUUUUUGACUGCUUUGAUAUUAUUUGUAUUUAUAUUAAAUAAAGAUUAUCAAGUUUUCGCUCAAGCGGCAUCAAGUUCAAAUGUUACAGGUACAAAUACAGGAACAAUAAUAGCUACUUCAAUAAGUAAUACAGCAGCACCUGCAUCAUCGUCCUCACCACCAUUAGCUGUAGUGAGCGGGAAUCAAACACUAUCCAACAACAAUCAAACAGUCACAGCAUCUAACAAUGGAACUCAGAAUGAUUCGUUAGGAGGUCUACCAACAUCAGCAAGCUUUGGUAACACUGUCUUUCCAGGUGGUGCUAGUUUUAUUAAACCUACAGCAAGCAAAUCAGUUUCACCUCUCUAUCGUAUCGAUAACAGAGAGAAUGUUACUUUUAUAUGGACCUUUACAGACUUGAAAGUUGCGCCUGUUAAUUUGACUUUAGCUGCUGUAGCACCUAACAAAGUAACUUAUACCAUCUCUACUUUACCUGGUCAUGCCACAAGUGCUGUAUGGCAGAUUAAAGAUGUACCAACUGCUUCCCCAUUAAUGAUGGGCAUGUACCAAGUCCAACUAUAUGAUCAAAGAGGAGUUUCAGCUAAUCCACAACCUGGUUGGUUAGCACCUAAUACAAGAUUAACUAUUGCAUUUUAUUCCCCAGAGACUUAUCAAGCUGGUACAGGAUCUGAUUAUUGCCCAGCUUGUUUUUAUAAUGCUAGUAGAAAAAUGGCAGAGAGUUUAGGACCUAUGAUUAUUGCAGUAGGAUUAGCAGGUGUUACUUCAGCUAUGAUCUUGUGGGGUCUUUUAUUUUAAACUUUGUGUACAUCUAUUUAAAAUAAAAAGAAUAAGCAAGCAGAUAUGUACUUUUAGAACCAUAAAUGCUUUUCUACAUAAUAUACAUGUAUA
Cokeromyces recurvatus is the source of this 957-nucleotide messenger RNA. RefSeq lists its product as uncharacterized. The coding region runs from base 61 to 864 and encodes 267 amino acids. NCBI's taxonomy places the organism in Eukaryota, Fungi, Mucoromycota, Mucoromycetes, Mucorales, Mucoraceae. The record is from RefSeq and is a predicted model, not a curated record. The transcript has 4 exons.